AUGGUACGACCUUCCUACGCGCUUCCAAAGUUAUUGCCUCCCAAGGACGUCAAGGAUGACAAUGCAGAGGUUCGCGAAGUGACAUUUAUAAACGAUGCGACGAGUACUGAUGCAGGCCCUCAGGUCUGGCACAUCCCACAGACCGGUGAGGUCUUUGCCCACUAUGAGGACUACCUCAACAGAAUGGAUUUCUACAAACAGCGGCGGUUCAUCUGCCAGAUCACAGGGCACUCAGGCCUGACGUUUUUCGAAGCCCUCAAGAGCGAGCUUGCUGGCGCUGAAGAGGUCGAGCAAGCAUUCCCCGAAGCCCUCAAGGGCCCGGUUCUGCGUCGCGUCCAGUUCCAAACGGUCUCUCGAAUCGAUGCGCUCGUCGAUAUGGUGUUUGAGGAGUUCAGGGCUGAUUACUACCCCGGCGAGGCUGUAACGGUCAGCACGGCAGACGGUGAACGGCUGCAGGGAGUUGUUCGAGAAAAGACUCGGUUCGGCGGCAAAGUGCUGCCUGACGGCACGCAGACCGCUCCCUACACGCGAUACACGGUCAGCCUCGAGGAUCGGCCUGGCGUUGAGGCCGUGGUCGACGACGACCACAUCUUCCGCGAUCGCAAGAUCUUCACAAAGUCGGUUCUGCGGUCGUUCAUCAAGAAAACGGUGACGCGCGAAGCCUGGAACGGCGCGCCGUGGCUCGUGAAGCACGACGUCGCGUCACAAUAUCACAUCGACUCACGGAUCCCGCCUCACCUGCGAUACGAUACCAAGUUAAUGGAGCGAAAGCAGCUGCAAGCGCAAAAGCGAGCCAGCCACACCCCAACGCAAGACGCCCAAGGGACGAACGGCGUCAACGGUGCUAUGCAGAACGGCCCCGCGCGAUUGCCCGAGUUGAAGCCCGCGCCGAAGAAUCAGAAGGGCAAGCAUCAGUCGCCAGAGUUCCCGCAGGGUCAGAACGGAUCGCCAGGCAUGCUUGGAGGUCCUGAGGCCGGCAUCUUCCAUGCGCCGCCGCACAAGAAUCCCUUCCAGCUGCCGCUCAACUUCCGGAACCAACCCCUUCCGCAUUCGAUGACUGCGCCCGAGCCUCCACCACCCCCACCUCCUCCCAAGUACCCCAUCGAGGACCUCCAGGUGCCGUUAAGGGAGGGCGUCGUCAGACCGCCGUUAGCAUUCCUUUGCAAGGACUCUCCAACCAGCUCUGACGUCGCUGUGAAUGGUAGUGCUGGCUUACGCGACAAGCUGUCGAUGAAGUCGGUCGGCUCGUUUUUGGAGACCUGGGAUACGCUGAACGUGUACUGUGAAAUUUUCAAGCUCGAUUCCUUCACGUUUGACGACUUUGUCGAGGCCAUGUGUGUUGCAUCUGAGGACACGACCGUCCAGAUGUUCGAGGAGAUUCACUGUGCGGUUCUGAAGCAGAUCGUCAGCGCCGAAGCGGACGGCGGCAAAGUGAAUGUCCAGCUGCCCGAGCUGGACGACGAGGAGGAGGAUUCCGAGGAGGAGGACGAGGAAGAGGAGACUAAGGAGCCGACCCCUGAGAACGAUCGCCCUCCUGCGAGGGCCACUCGAAGCAGCCUCGCUAAAGCCGAGGCCGAGAGGUUACUUGCGGAGGCGAGGGCCGCCGAGAAGGAGAGCCAAAAUGUGGAGCCCGAAAUCAAGCACCGCGCCGAGGACUUGCUCGAAGACUACGACUGGAUCGAGGAGCUCCGAAAGCGCAACUUUCAGAAUGGCGGUUGGGAACGCAUCAUGGUCGGCCUGCUGCACCAGCUGUCAAAGAACGAGCGACUCGAGGAGCGGUGCGAAGACCUGCUCGCGCAGCUGUGCCCUCCGGAUGUGGAUCCCACACAGGAUACCGUGCGGGAACACUACGCCAACCUCGAUGUCAACUACCGGGUGCAGGCGCUGCAGAUCGCCUGUAUGCUCACGACGCAAACCAAGGCCAUGCGCACCUACAUGGAGGAGUGCAGCGAGCAGAUGACGGCGUUCCGCAAGGAGAAGAUCGACUGGCAACGCCAGAGGAAGCAGGCGAUCGAGGAACUGCGUGCCCUCAACGACCAACGCAAGAUUUUGCUUCCUGAAAACAUGCCACCAUCGCCACCUCCCGAGCAGAAGGUGGAUGAAGACAUCAAGAUGACCGACGCAGACGAGUCGGCAGCGGACGCUGAAGACGAGGUGCUUGACUCGGACGAAGAGGGCGCUCCGCGCAGGAAUUUCCGACGCGCCAACGACCGCGCCGCAGAGAGGCAGCGGAAGCGCAAGGAGGAGAAGGAGCGGAAAGAGAAGGCCGCCGAAGCCGCCAAGGUGCCCAAGCAGUCGAAGCAGUUUCUGAAGGUCCUAAAGGAUAUCCAGAAGAAGGAGGACCUCAUCAAGAAGUGCGAGGAGGAGAUUGCGGUUAUUGACAACGACUUGCGCGAGGCCGACUGUGGGCGCACGCGCGUGCUGGGCAAGGAUCGCUUCUGGAACCGGUACUAUUGGUUCGAGCGCAAUGGCAUGCCAUACGGGGGUCUUCCCGACAGCUCGACCGCCGAGGCCGAGUACGCCAACGGGUGCAUAUGGGUACAGGGCCCCGAUGAGCUGGAGCGUGAGGGCUACAUCGAUACCGACCCCGAGUACCAGGCCGAGUACAAGAGCAAGUUCGACAUGACGGUGCCCGAGCGGAAGAAGCUGGAAGAGGGUGCCACCAGCGUUUUCAACGCUCACCAGUGGGGCUACUACAGCGAGCCAGAGCAGGUUGACGAGCUGCUCAAGUGGCUGGAUCCCCGCGGCUUCAACGAACUGCGGUUGAGGAAGGAGAUUGUCGCCUUCAGGGACAAGAUUGUACAGCAUAUGGAGAACCGGAAAAAGUACCUUGCCGCCGCGGAGCCGGAGGAGCCGGAAGAGAAGGAAGAGAAGAAGGACAAGAGGCGGGACUCGAAGCGGAUGAGCACGAGAGGCCGCCACCACGAGCCAACGCCCGAGCCCACAAACUACCGCUGCCUCGCGUGGGAAAACACCACUGCGAUGGAGGAGCUCGGCCACCUCCACUCGGAGCCGCCGCCGCCGCCGCGUCCCAAGAAGCAGACGGCCAAGAAGAGGCAGGCCGUCGAGCCGUCGCCCGAGCCCGCGCCCGCGCCAAAGACGAGGCGUCGCAAGUAA
Colletotrichum spaethianum is the source of this 3117-nucleotide messenger RNA. Its product is annotated as imitation switch two complex protein 1. The coding region runs from base 1 to 3117 and encodes 1038 amino acids. Gene Ontology annotation, biological process: regulation of DNA-templated transcription. The transcript is spliced from 6 exons. Gene Ontology annotation, molecular function: DNA-binding transcription factor activity. NCBI's taxonomy places the organism in Eukaryota, Fungi, Ascomycota, Sordariomycetes, Glomerellales, Glomerellaceae. The record is from RefSeq and is a predicted model, not a curated record.